AUGGCAGCGAUGGAAACACUGGAGCUGCCCAGCGUGCUUCUGGAACCACAGACACUGACUGAGAUCUCCGACGACGAGAUUAACCUGCCUCCCUCGGACGAUGAAGAGCCUGCGGAGGGGAAGACGGAGGCCUCUGCGGGUCCAGAGGAAGAGCAGAGCACAGAAGCUGCUGCAGAUCAACCCAUGAACGGGGCCGUGGUACUUUCACUGCUGGACAAGAUCAUCGGGGCCGUGGACAAGAUCCAGCAGACGCAGAGCGGCCUGGAGACCCGACAGCAGGAGAUGGAGCGCUCGGUCACCACCAUCCAGGGAGAGCUGGUCAAGCUGUCCAAGAGCCACAGCACCACCUCCAACAGCGUCAACAAGAUGAUGGAGAAGGUGCGCAAAGUCAGCAUCAACGUCAAGAGCGUCCGAGCCAACCUGGAGAAGCAAGGAGGCCAGAUCAAGAAGCUGGAGACCAACGAGGCUGAGCUGCUGAAGAGACGGAACUUCAAAGUCAUGAUUUACCAGGACGACGUGAAGCUCCCGUCUCGGCUCAGCGUCUCCAAAUCCAUGAGAGCGUCAGAGUCUGUGGCCGGGAGCCGGGGAGGCAGCAUGCUGGAGCUCAAGGAGGCCGCGGAGGAUCCCGGAGAGGAGGCCGGGCAGAGCACCGACAAACCCCACAUCGACCUGUCCUCGGACGAAGAGGCCGUGGACGUGGAGGACAUUCUGGAGGAGACGCGAGCCGAGCGCAUCAAACGCAGCAGCCUCCAACGGGUGCAAACUCUGAAGACCGUGUUUUCCAGGGAGAAGAUGGACAAGACCAAGGCCAAGACCAAGGAAAAUCUGGAGAAGACCAAGAAAAAGACGAAAGACAACAUUGAGAAAACCAAGCAGAAGACCAAAGACAACAUUGAGAAAACCAAGCAAAAAACAAAGGAGAACAUCGAGAAAACCAGACAGAAAACUAAAGAAAACUUGGAGAAGACCAAGCAGAAAACCAAAGAGAACUUGGAGAAGACACGCCACAACAUUGAGAAGAAGAUGGGGAAGCUGGGAACACGCAUGUCCGUGAACCCCGAGCGCAAGCAGAAGAUGCAGACGUCCCGGGAGAAGGUGAAGAAGUCCUUUACCCCGGACCACGUGGUCUACGCCCGAUCCAAGACCGCGGUCUACAAGGUGCCGCCCUUCACCUUCCACGUCAAGAAGAUCCGCGAGGGGGAGGUGGAGGUGGUGCAUGGGACGGAGAUGAUCGAGGUGUCCCAGGAUGGAGAGGCCUUCAGCGGGGUGGACGCUGAGCUGCAGGACGAGAACGUGGAGGUGGAGAUGGAGAUGAUGAACGGAGGAGGAGAGGAGGAGGAGGAGGAGGAGGAACAUGAUGAAGAAGCUGGGGAUCCUGAGGAAGAGGACAGCCACGAGGAGCUGCAGAAGGAUGAAGACCAGGACAGAGACAGUGAUUAG
Messenger RNA from Knipowitschia caucasica, 1440 nucleotides. The record is from the annotation of a GenBank genome assembly. NCBI's taxonomy places the organism in Eukaryota, Metazoa, Chordata, Actinopteri, Gobiiformes, Gobiidae.